CCAUCAUCAGACGAUCAAGAUGGUGGUGGGCAAAGUGUUUUGGCUUACUGUACUGAUCCUCAGCACGGCAUUCGGGCAGCCUGUCCCUGACUACCCGUGCCCGUGUCCGUGUCCACCACCAGAGCCUUGCGACCCCUGCGUGCCGUACAACCCCUGCCCCAGCCCGUGCCCCGAGCGCCCCUGUCCGUCGCCUUGCCCACCGCCAUGCCCGGAACCGUACGAUCCAAGCAACCCCUGUCCAUCACCUUGCCCGGAACCGUAUGAUCCAAGCAAUCCAUGCCCGUCGCUCUGCCUAUCGCCUUCCCCGGAACCCUCUCCGGAAUCGUACGACCCCUGCAAUCCAUGCCCAUCCUCUGGCUCCUACGAUCCUUGCAACGUCAUCAACAUCAAGCCGUGCAAUCCCUCCGCGCCGCUUAUCAACUGGGAAUACGGCCGAGCUCCAGCUGGUGCAGUCAUCGUCAAGCCGGGGGUCAUUAGGUUCCCGAGGCCGGCGCCCAUCCUCAUCAAACCCGGCUUGGUGAGGCCCCCGAGGCUCCCCAAGAUCUGGGUGAAGCCGGCCCCAGUGCAGCCACCUGCGCUUCGUCCCAUCGUAGUUAGGCCACCGCCAGUACAGCCACCGACGCCGAAGCCAAUCUUCGUGAGGGUUCCCCCUGUGACGCCACCGCAGCCCGGGCAGAUCCUGGUCAGACCUCCCCCCGUCCAGCCACCGAGGAUACCAUGCAUCAGGGUCCAGCCACCAGCAGUAGUCCCCCCGAGGCUCCCAACGCUCGUGAUACAGCCACCCAGGAUCCUCGUGCCCCAGGCCCCGACUGUUUGCUUCAGAGCCUGCCCACCAACCAGCUUCAAGACCGUAGGCUGCGCUAAAAUCACUGUUUGCCCACCAAACCCCUGCCCAGAACCUAGCCCCUGCCCAUGCCCGAGCCCAUACCCAGAACCAAGCCCAUGCCCAUGCCCAUGGCCGGAGCCCAGCCCAUGCCCAUGCCCAGAGCCAUGCCCAGAGCCUAGUCCAUGCCCAUGGCCAUGUCCAGAACCUAGCCCAUGCCCAUGCCCAGAGCCACGCCCAGAACCUAGCCCGUGUCCAUGGCCAUGCCCAGAACCUAGCCCGUGCCCCUGCCCAAGCCCAUGCCCCUGCCCGAGCCCAUGCCCCUGCCCUAGCCCAUGCCCAGAGUGGAUGUGAACGUAGCCUACUCUCCCUAUAACGAUCAAUAAUUUAGAUCUCUCUUAAACAUUAGUAUUCCACCGAUGCCUAUUCCUUAUUAUGAAACAUACUAGCACGUUUCUGUGUUCACAGAAAAAUUGCUAAAGCACUUCGAGCAAUCCAACACUGAAUAGACCGCGCAUAGGCCAUUAGCGUCUUUCAGGCCUCCUAGACUAAAAGGAAAGCAUUAUGUAACAAAUAAACAAACUAUUCCACUCCUUGUUUAGGUCUUAGAUAUGUUUUCGAAAGAACUAAAUUGUUUCUUUUAAUAGAUCUCCGAGAAUAUUAUAGUCGCCAUAUUUACAAUUGUGUGUUUUGAUCGAAAUAUACGGGUACUGU
Molecule: messenger RNA, 1537 nt
Organism: Aricia agestis (brown argus)
Lineage: Eukaryota; Metazoa; Arthropoda; Insecta; Lepidoptera; Lycaenidae
Product: vegetative cell wall protein gp1-like
Exons: 4
Coding region: 20-1177 (385 amino acids)
Source: RefSeq, a predicted model, not a curated record